AUGAGGGGCCUGCUGGUCCCGGGCGUGCUGCAGAGGGUCUGCGGGUCGGGGUUCACCGUCGUCGCUGGAGAAGAGACCACUGGGACCCCACAGGCGUGCACCCCGCGCCCAGAACUGGGCCCCGUCCUGUCCCUGUGGACCAGCUCGUUCCGGGCGUUUCACACACCAGCCCAGCCAACACGCGGACUGAGACUCGUAGUCCCUGCAGCUGGGGGCAAGCUGUUUCCCAUCUUCAUCAGUUACCUGUACAGCAGCAGCACGCAGCCUUCACCAACAGCGCGCUGUGGGAGCAUCAAGGGAGGUGGCCUGGAAGGCGUCCCCAGCCCCACCCGGGGUCCCAGAGCAGCGGUCUGGUCUCACGAAGGCUGCGCUCAUCCCACAGCCGUUUCCGCUGAAGCCGUAGUUGCCGCGACCUCCGACCUCAACCCCAAGCCCCUCGGAGGUCACCGCCGAGGCUUCUCCUCCCACUCCCGCGUCCCGCCCACUCCGCUCGGGCUGUUCGCGGAGGGCGAGCUGAUGUCGGUGGGCAUGGACACGUUCAUCCACCGCAUCGACUCCACCGAGGUCAUCUACCAGCCGCGCCGCAAGCGCGCCAAGCUCAUCGGCAAGUACCUGAUGGGCGACCUGCUGGGCGAGGGCUCCUACGGCAAGGUGAAGGAGGUGCUGGACUCGGAGACGCUGUGCCGCAGGGCCGUCAAGAUCCUCAAGAAGAAGAAGCUGCGGCGCAUCCCUAACGGCGAGGCCAACGUCAAGAAGGAGAUCCAGCUGCUGAGGAGGCUGCGGCACCGGAACGUCAUCCAGCUGGUGGACGUGCUGUACAACGAGGAGAAACAGAAGAUGUAUAUGGUGAUGGAGUACUGCGUGUGUGGCAUGCAGGAGAUGCUGGACAGCGUGCCCGAGAAGCGCUUCCCGGUGUGCCAGGCGCAUGGGUACUUCUGCCAGCUGGUGGACGGCCUGGAGUACCUGCACAGCCAGGGCAUCGUGCACAAGGACAUCAAGCCCGGGAACCUGCUGCUCACCACCGGGGGCACCCUCAAGAUCUCCGACCUGGGCGUGGCUGAGGCGCUGCACCCACUGGCUGCGCGUCCCAGCCAGGUCUCCCCGGCCUUCCAGCCGCCCGAGAUCGCCAAUGGCCUGGACACCUUCUCGGGCUUCAAGGUGGACAUCUGGUCGGCUGGGGUCACGCUCUACAACAUCACGACGGGCCUGUACCCCUUCGAAGGGGACAACAUCUACAAGCUGUUCGAGAACAUCGGGAGAGGCGACUACACCAUCCCCGGGGACUGCGGCCCCCCGCUCUCCGACCUGCUGCGAGGAAUGCUGGAGUACGAGCCCGCCAAGAGAUUCUCCAUACGGCAGAUCAGGCAGCACAGCUGGUUCCGGAAGAAACACCCGCCGGCCGAGGCGCCGGUGCCCAUUCCACCGAGCCCCGACACGAGGGACCGGUGGCGCAGCAUGACGGUGGUGCCCUACCUGGAGGACCUGCAUGGCGCAGCCGGCGAGGACGGGGAUGGGGACGAGGACCUCUUUGACAUCGAGGACGACAUCAUCUACACUCAGGACUUCACGGUGCCCGGACAGGUCCCAGAAGAGGAGGCCAGUCAGAACGGACAGAGCCGGGCCCUGCCCAAGGCUGUGUGCGUGAAUGGCACGGAGCCGGCACCGCUGAGCACCAAAGCCAAGACGGAGGGCAGGCCCGGCACCAGCGCCGCCCGCAAGGCCUGCGCCACCAGCAGCAAGACCCGCCGGCUGUCGGCCUGCAAGCAGCAGUGAGGGUGGCCCUGCAGGUGCGGCCCUCAGGGCACUGGGGCCUGGCCAGGGCCGGCGCCACCGCCACUGCAGCCACUGCACCGGUCCAGUGUAUGCGGGUCCUGCUGGCCACGGGUCUGGGUGGCGGUGUGCGGCAGCACCGCCUGU
Molecule: messenger RNA, 1917 nt
Organism: Tupaia belangeri chinensis (Chinese tree shrew)
Lineage: Eukaryota; Metazoa; Chordata; Mammalia; Scandentia; Tupaiidae
Gene: STK11
Product: serine/threonine kinase 11
Biological process (GO): intracellular signal transduction; protein phosphorylation; regulation of cell growth
Cellular component (GO): cytoplasm
Molecular function (GO): ATP binding; protein kinase activator activity; protein serine/threonine kinase activity
Source: RefSeq, a predicted model, not a curated record